This is a messenger RNA of Vicia faba (fava bean), 2232 nucleotides long. NCBI's taxonomy places the organism in Eukaryota, Viridiplantae, Streptophyta, Magnoliopsida, Fabales, Fabaceae. The record is from the annotation of a GenBank genome assembly.
AUGGAGAGUGCAACCAAGCUGAAAGUACUUCCUCGGACCUUGCCUGUCCUAGUUGAGGUUUCUGAUGCAGACUUAGCUGUUAUAAGGGAAGCUAGUCAGAGGUUAAUGUCGGGUCAGGAUGUUUCAUGUGCGCGUGCGGUUUCAAAAGCACGGGAUCGCCCUACCACGCGUUUGGCCUCCAUCAGAGAAGCGGCGCAGCUAUCAAAUGGAAGAAUUGUUUUGGCAAGAGAAGAUAUGGAAUUCGAUAAACAAUCCUCUCGAGAGCCUGUCUCGGCUACGCCUACAGAUCACGAAGAACUCUUGCCUGAUGUUGAGACAUUGAAGAGGAGUACUGAUUCUUUUGGGGAAAAUGAUCCGAGCUCAUUUGCUGGUGCUAGUCAUCCCCAAGAGCCUGUCGAUACUGAUCUCAUGAGAGCGGUUUAUAUACCGAUAGGUCGAAAUAAAUCUGAAGCUGGAUUGUACAUGAAGGGUCCUUUCCUUGAAGAUCUUUCAAUUCGUAAUCUCACUAAGAAACCAAGCCUAGCUGUUGUUUCGCCUGCAGAAAGUACUCUUGAAGAAUCAAAUGACAUGGGGAAGUUAGCAUCACCGGGUUCAGGUGCUCCUGCGUUGCAGAAUAAAGGGAAUUCUCUACCUUGCCCAGAUUCUGAGGAGAACGAAUGUGUAUGGGAUUCUUCUUUACCUCCAAGUGGAAAUGCCAGUCCACAUAGUAGUAUUGAUAGUACUAGUGUUCUCAGAACAAUGAGCAUUGCUAAUAGUUGUGCGAGUACGUAUCGGAGCGAUGCAUUCACUAGUGAUGGCGUGAUUAGUGUAGACAGGAAUUGUGAUAGUAUUAAAGGAAGUGUAAGGGGGGAUUCACUCGAGAGUGCAAAAACUAGUGCUAGUCGAGCAAGUGAUAGCAGCGGCCUUAGUGAUGACAGCAACUGGAGUAACAUCACCGGUAGUGCUAGUAAACCACAUAAAGGAAAUGAUCCUAGGUGGAAGGCUAUCCUUGCUGUUCGAACACGGGAUAGAAUUUUGGGCAUGAGUCAUUUUAAGUUACUAAGACGACUUGGUUGUGGUGAUAUCGGAAGUGUGUAUCUCUCUGAGCUGAGUGCAACUCGGUGUUAUUUUGCAAUGAAAGUUAUGGACAAGGCAUCCCUGGCUGCCAGAAAGAAGCUGGUUAGGGCACAGACAGAAAGGGAGAUACUGCAGUUGCUCGACCAUCCAUUUCUGCCAACGUUGUACACACAUUUUGAGACUGACCGAUUCUCAUGUUUGGUAAUGGAAUACUGUCCGGGCGGUGAUUUGCAUAAUUUAAGGCAACGACAACCAGGGAAACAUUUCUCAGAGUAUGCUGCACGCUUUUAUGCUGCAGAGGUCCUGUUAGCAAUUGAAUAUCUUCACAUGCUUGGAGUUGUUUAUCGAGACCUUAAACCUGAAAAUGUACUUGUUCGAGAGGACGGUCACAUAAUGCUCUCAGACUUCGAUCUUUCUCUUAGAUGUAUUGUUUCACCUACUCUUAUCAGAACUCAUGACAGCGACCCUUCAAAAUGGGCAGCUGGUGGUGCAUUCUGUGUCCAGCCUGCUUGUAUUGAGCCUACAUCUGUAUGCAUCCAGCCUGUCUGUUUUAUGCCAAAGCUUUUUUCUCAGAAAAAUAAAAACUCGCGGAAGCCGAAAGCGGAUCCUGGCAUUACAACUAGCGCACUUCCAGAACUUCUUGCCGAGCCUACAUCGGCCCGGUCGAUGUCCUUCGUUGGCACACAUGAGUAUCUCGCCCCUGAAAUAAUCAAAGGAGAAGGUCAUGGAAGUGCAGUUGAUUGGUGGACAUUCGGCAUUUUCUUGCAUGAGUUAUUGUAUGGUAAAACCCCUUUCAAAGGAUCCGGAAACCGAGCUACGCUGUUCAAUGUAGUAGGGCAGCAGCUCAAGUUUCCUGAGUCGCCAGCUACUAGCUACGCCAGCCGUGAUCUAAUCCGAGGUUUGCUUGUGAAGGAGCCGCAGAAUCGUCUUGGAGUGAAGAGGGGUGCAACUGAGCUCAAACAGCAUCCUUUCUUUGAAGGCAUAAACUGGGCGUUGAUUCGGUGCAGCACGCCACCGGAAAUUCCAAGACCAAUGGAAAAUGAACUACCGGCAAAGUCUGAAGCAGUUUAUAAUAAUAAUACUGUUGGCGUUGGGAGCAAUAGUAAGAAAAUGGUUGGUGGUAAUACUGAAACGAAGCCCGGGGGUGGUAAAUAUCUUGACUUUGAGUUCUUUUAG